Messenger RNA from Podarcis muralis (Common wall lizard), 6041 nucleotides. It is a transcript of the gene LRRC55, whose product is annotated as leucine rich repeat containing 55. Lineage: Eukaryota; Metazoa; Chordata; Lepidosauria; Squamata; Lacertidae. Gene Ontology annotation, cellular component: voltage-gated potassium channel complex. Gene Ontology annotation, molecular function: voltage-gated potassium channel activity; transmembrane transporter binding; potassium channel activator activity. The record is from RefSeq and is a predicted model, not a curated record.
CUCAUCAGCUCAGUGGGGUCUGCAGCCAGCUCUCCUGUUGCUCAGAGAUGAGGAGGCAGUUGCUAAGAGACAGUGAAACGUCAGUACCUGGCCCUCAAGGGGAAAAAGAGGAGGGGUGGCGGGAGAGGGAGAAGGAGGGAAGAGGAGGUGGGGAAAGACCUGGCUGAAAUCAGAGAGAGAGAGAGAGAGAGAGCGCAACAGUAGCUGCAAUUCAAUGAGAAGACUGUCAGAAUCUCUGUCUUUUAGAGGUGCAGAUGAAAGAAAGGAUGAAGGGAAGCAAGAAGCACAGUUGAAUGGGAAGGAACCAGCACAGGAGUCCGCAGCACCAGAGCUGAGCUGAGCUCCAACCAAAAAACAGCCACCCUCUGCUCAGAGUUGCACAGUCAGAGUCUUGUUGCUGCCUGCUGAGAAAGAAGACCAGGCUUAAAGGACAGCAUCACAACCUCUUGCCCUUGGCCUUUGGGAUCCUGUAGCCAUUGUCACACAUGGCUUCCACAUCAGCACUUCAAAGUCAGAGACACCAUGAAUCCGUGCAGCUAUGGGAUUCUGUGGCUCUUUGGUAGUUCCAAACUGAGCAAUGACGGCCAACCUUCUUCCCAGAGAAGAGAAACCACAGACUCCUAAGUGGCUUGUGUCCAGCCAUUGUUCCUCCUCACCUUUCCAAGAGGACACCAGGACAGCAGCACAUGGGAAAUUAAGCAAGGGGAGCCAUUGAACCCUGCAAAGGUCACAUUUUGUUUAUAAAUGCUCCUGUCAAAGGACACCUCAGUGACUCCAGAAGAAGACCAUUUCAAUGCUCGACAAGUGGAGUCACUGGAAACAACAUUUAUGGGCCUGGUUAUAUAUUUUUUCUGGAGUGACAGAAAACUUCUCUGAGAGGCCUAUGUCUCCAGCUAACACAAGGUAAAAAAAAAAGGAACACAUUGUCUCUUAAUUCAAGCUCAAGAUAUGUAAUGCUCAACAAACAUGGGUAAAAACCACACAGAUUAUCUCCAUAGACCAAGGUGGUCACAUGUGCAUGUAUGCAGGUAAAUGUAUUUCUUUCCUCUUCUUCAUCCUCUUACAGUAAAAAGUUUUUUUGGCAGCUAAAUAAAACUACCAGAAAUCAUCAGCUUCUGGCCCAUUUACAGCCCUUUUUUGGCACAUUGUUCUCCCAUAGGUGCCUCAAGAGCAGGACAAAUAGGGGUUCAAUGUCCUCCCAUCCUCCCAGUCAGAAUGUAGCAGGCUUUCUGUAUUGGUGGCUCCCAUUUGCUGGGCUGCAUCCCUGCCAACUGCUCUCCCCAUCCUGAUUGGCCUUCCCUCUGCCAUGUAGCCUCUAGCUUGCCAAAAUGAACGCCCACUGUGUCCAGCUGGGAGGAGAGCAGCUUGCACCCCACUGCUGCCCUGCCAUGAUACUGAGCCCUUUCCUUGUGGCAGCGGUGGUGGUCUUUGCCAGUGCCGUCACCGGCUGCCCGGUCCUGUGCACAUGCCGCAGCCAGGUUGUGGAUUGCAGUGGGCUUCGGCUCUUUUCGGUGCCGCCAGACCUUCCGUUGGACACCAGGAACCUGAGCCUGGCUCACAACCGCAUCGCUACCAUUCCUCCCGGAUACCUGACCUGCUAUUCCGAGCUGAGGGUGUUGGACUUGCGGAACAACUCCCUGGUCGAGUUGCCCACUGGACUCUUUUUGGCAUCCAAGCGCCUCUCCCACUUGGACUUGAGCUACAACAACUUGACUCACGUGGUGGCUGACAUGUUCCAAGAGGCCUACAACCUGGUGCACAUUGACUUGAGCCACAAUCCCUGGCUGAGGAAGGUGCACCCCCAGGCUUUCCGAGGCUUGGUCCAACUGCGUGACCUUGAUCUCAGCUAUGGGGGCCUGUCUUUCCUCAGCCUUGAAGUCCUGGAGGGUCUCACAGGCCUGGUGACUCUUCAGAUUGGAGGCAAUCCCUGGGUGUGUGGUUGCACCAUGGAGCCACUUCUGAAGUGGUUGAGAAAUAGGAUCCAGCGAUGCAUGUCAGAUACUGAGUUGGCGGAGUGCCGGGAGCCACCCGAAGUGGAAGGAGCCCCUUUGUUUUCACUGACGGAGGAGAGCUUCAAGGCCUGCCACCUGACCUUGACACUGGAUGACUAUCUCUUCAUUGCCUUUGUGGGCUUUGUCGUCUCCAUUGCUUCUGUGGCCACCAAUUUCCUGCUGGGCAUCACUGCCAAUUGCUGCCACCGCUGGAGCAAGGCGAGUGAGGAUGAGGAGAUGUAGCCACACGGCCUGCUCCUUCCUGCUGCUCCUGCGCCGCCCACUGCCAGGGGGGAGCCAAGGGCUAUCAAGUUCAGGGAAAGCGAAGUGACUUGUCUUUUCCCUGGUGUGCCAUUUCCUUGGGCCUACCCCGUAACCACCAACCCCUGUACAACAGCAGCAGAUUGCCGCUCACCAAUCUUUCUGAGGGCUCAUUCAGACUUCCUUUCAUGCUGUGCUUCUAGGCACAAUCCACACUUGAAAGAGCUGUGUCCAAGUGCUCCCACCACUGAAAACCCGCUCUGAACCAGAGCAAAUGGCAAUCUGCAGAAAAUCUGUAUUGCCAGUUCAGGCAACCAACCAACAAAGUUCUCCAGCCUGUGCUUGAAGAGCAGAUUUUCGGGGGGGGGAGUGCUUGGACAUGGCACUCUAAAGUGCAGACCUAUGCCUAGAAAGUACAGGGUGAAAGGUAAGUGUGACUGAGCCCUUACUAGGUACAGGGGAUGGGGCCAGCCAGGGUAGGGAGAUUGAAGUGUGCCUUGUACAAUCCUCUUCGCACUGGAAACAGCCAGCAAGCCAUGUCCUGGAAAACGACCGAAAGACAUUGAUAGACACUCGAACCAUUCACCAUCCUUUGCUUUCCUCAUCUCUCAUGCCUUGUUGCACCUUUCUCAGUCAAUGCCUUGAAUGCACGGCUGUAGCAUAAACACACUUUUGCACAUGCACAUCACACUGACUGGCCUGGGAAAAUCAAAGGUUUCCUCUUUGGAGGUCUGAAGCGCUCUGUUUCUCGAACCAUCCCAUCCCAUCAUUGCAUACAUUCUUUCCCAAGCAUGAAAGAACUGUGUUUUUAAAACCAUUCUUAACAAGUCCCAGUGGCCCAGUCUCUCAAUCUAUUCUUAUUUGCAGCAGUGCCAUCAAGCUCCCCAAGCAGAUUUUGGAGACCCCAAAAAAUAUGAGGGCCAGAGAACCCACCUCAGAUAAAACUACUUUCCAGUCCAACUGCUAAUCAUUUAGCAUAGAUGGUGCUACGAUUUAUACAAGUGUUUCCUGCUUUUGUGACUGGCUCCUUGAAAGCUGUAUAUGGCUUUUGGGUUAGGUGGCCUUUCGUGGAGUCCUUCCCCCUGAGAAGAAUCUCCCUCUAUAAGUGGCCCACAGAGAAUCACUAUAUCACAGGAGGGGAAACCUUAAAACAAGUUCCCUUGCCAGUAGUGUUUAGCUCAGAAGGUAGGAGACAGUGCACAGUCUAGCCAAGUUGGUCUGAAGUGUACAUGGCUGAGGUUAGACCAAGGCUACAGACCAGAGCCGAUUAUAUUGGCAGACUCCCUUUGAAAUUAACCAUGAACGGAAAAAAUAUAGGCUACAAAGGGGAAACCCAAAGCUGCCAAUGCUAAAACUUUUCUGGAGAAUGAUGUUUUUAAUGGGGAUAACGUGGUAAGAUCUUGCCCAAGGAGUGAAGGGCUGCCUUGUUUUUUGAAACAUCUAAGGAUAUGAUAUAUUAUGGUUUGCAAAUCCUCCCUAGUAUCUGCAGCUUUGUUUUUCCUCAGAACUGUUUUAGACUAAUUUGGCGAGGCAAACAUUCCUGGUUGCAGAUUCCUAUUACCCCAGAAGGAAUGAGUGUUCAAGCACUUUAAGGGUGCUUCCAGACUUGUUUCUUGAACAUUUGUCCUUCCUAAUUUGUUUCCAGGGAGAUUAGAUGCCGCUGGCAAUUUAUUCAUUCUGAUUUGUUCGCAGGGAGGUUAGACAACGUUGUAACAUCACAAAGCAAAUGUUACAUGCACCAGUGCACUUUCCUGUCACUUAUGGGGGGGGGGAGCGAAUCCAGUUGACUAGAAUUGUGCAACCUGAAUUUGCCAGUAUGUGAUUGAAUCCCACCCUAAAAUAGCAGCCUGUUUGUCCCUGGUUUGAGAGUUGUUCUUUUGUUGUUGCACUCAAAGCUCGGGCAGCAGGUGGUGCUACAAGUCAGGGCUGAAAGCAGCAAGGCACAGUCCAAGUGAGGGGGAGCUUGGAAGGACUUGUGAAGCUUAGGUCUGCUGGAGACUGCUUGUUUCUCUUGAUCACAACCAACAAUUCUGGAGGGAAGAAAGUUUGCAUUGGAAGGGAAGGUGACUCUGGCCAAAGCCAUCUGAUUCUCACGGCCCUUUGCUGUCUCCAUUCAUGCAGCAUCCCCCAGAACAUUUUCAUCUGCCAUUAUCCUUGCAAAGCCACCAAGGUGCGAGCAAAGGGGCAAAUUCAUAUGGGAGUAUAAAAAGAGGCAAUGCAUUUCCCAGGUCACAUAGGAAGCCUGUGUCAGGGGCGGGAUUCAAAUUGAAUUCAUCUCAACUUCAACCAUUACAUACACAGUCUUCAGUCUGCAAAUCCGGCUCCUAUAAAUUGGUCUGAAGACCAGACGAAUGCAGCCAAGGACCUUCAUCGAUGACUGCGCAUCAUUGUUCCCAUCCAGACUCGCCGUGCCAAGGCUCAUAGCAACAAAGCCGGACAUGAGGAUUCUGAUGCCUAGCUGGCGUGUUAAACUAUAAGACCACAGCCAAUGUUCCCUGCUGGGGAACCACCUUAUAAAGCCUAUAACUAUCUCUUAGAGAUUUCUGUGUGCGCUGAGCAUAGCUAACGUAUUUUGAAACUUGUACUUUUUUUAGGUUUUGCAUAGAAAUAGGACCAAACAAGAGACUGAAUGCUGCAGGGAUGGGGGGAUUGGAGAGAGGAGGGUGGGAGGACAGAGCACUUCCACUGUUCUCACCCAGUCUCACCCAAAUCAGGAAGACAGCAGGUAAAACUGUCCUUAAAGGGCAGGAUCUUUUCAGAGUGCAUUCACAUAACCAUCAUUUCUUCAUGUGCCAUGCUAGGAUCUUUCCCCCUCAAACACUCCAUGGUGAGAUCAGCUUGGAGUUGAGUGUUUUCACCAACCGCAGCUGACCUUUUCAUUCCUUAGGGUGAGGCAACCUGCAUCAGGCAGAGGAUGUCAGGCAGCAAGUUGUCAAUCAUUUAUAUGGAUGGUGAUGAUCAAUUCAACCAUGAGGGAAGCACUUCAGUGUUCAGCUUCAGACAUCAGAACGUGUUGGACUAUCUCGGACACUGUUAUAGAUUCAGGAAACCUAAGAAAUUGUCACAUGCCCUUCACAAAAAUCACAUUUUCACACUGAUCUCACUACCAAGUGAUGGGGAGCACUGUGACGGGGGGGGUGAUAUCAAAUGACCCUAAAUGUUUGCCUUUAUGUGAUUUUCAGGAUCUGGAAACUGGUUUAUUCAGGGCUAAAUUCUGAUAGGCCUUCAUUCGCGAGCUAGAAUUGCAUUAUUGUUCCCAUACCCUGUAGUGAAUUGCCUGUAUUUAGCUGUCAUGAACUGCAGAGGACUAUUUCAAGGUGCACUUAAGGAUCUCAGCCCCACUGCAGUUUUUUAUUGGUAUUGGCUUGGUUGUCCCUCUGAUGGCCACACUGAGAAAAUGGGCUUUCACUCUAGAGUUGCAGAAAAUAGAACAACGUCCGCAGAUAGCCAUGGCUAAGGGCAGCUCUCAGUUCAUACUGAAAGUUCAUGCCACCCAAGUGAAAAUAAUAUUUGGAGAUCUUUCCAACAGAAAAAAGCAACAUAGGUCUGCUCUAGUUAAACACAACUACUACUACUACUACAUAGAAUGGCAUCUGGUACUUCUUUUUCUAUUAUGUAUAUUGAGAAUAAUGUCUGCUGGCCUGUGAUAAGUAGGUUCCUCUCUUUCUUGUAGUUUUGCACAGCAAUGCAAAACAGUAGAUCUCAUUCAUCCCAGCAAGACUGACAAAAAAAGAUUUUUGUCCAAUCUUUCCAAAACUCAUUAAAAUAACAAGCAUCAUUUAUACAUCA